UAUUAAGCCUCUUAUAAGCAUUCUCUACCUGUUUCACACGAAAAACUAAAUUUAUGCGGCGAUGGACAUGAUGUAGAACAGUUGGAAACAUGGCGUCCAAAAUAAGGAAAUAUGAAUGUGCUGGAAAGAAUCACUCAAAGAAACAAGACGCUGUUUUGUUCUGUGGGACCUGUAAGUACAAUAUUUGCGGAGAUUGUGCUGUGUCUAAGGAGCAUAGGGAUCAUGCUAAUUCUUUCCAGAGUGUUGGAUGUCAAGAAACACCAGGUGAUAAAGACACAAAAACACAGUGCGCAAAAGAGACUUACAGUCAACUCGAGGAAAAGAUUGCAUGGCUAAAUGAGCUUAAGAAAUCAAGGCAAUUAGAAUUUUCAAAUUUAAGAAAAACCGUCAAUGAUCGAUUUGAACAGACUGAACGGAGAUUGAGAGAUGAAAAACAAUUGUUGGACCAAGGGCUGAGUACAGAAGAAUCUUUAGAUAUUUCUAGAGUUGGCAGUAUUGUAAAUAAAUUAGCCAAUAGAAAGGAUAAGAUCCAAACGUUAAUGUCAAGUCUAGAGUCUGAAAAAAAUGCGAAAAUGUUUGCUCAAAUUGAGGCAAAUCUGGAAAAAGAAGUUGAUGCAGCAACGAUUGAUAAUAAAGAAUCCGUUGAAUUCCGACAACUAGCCCUUAGUGAGGAAAACAAAGAAAUUAUCCUAGGAAAUUUACUUUUUGACGUAGCUCCUCAUUCCUCAUCUGACUUCCUGGGAUUUUUGCUUCCUGAACCUGAAGUUUUGUCUAAAUUUCAAAUCCGUUUAGGCAAAAUAGAAACUGUUUGUCCAUUAAAUGAUCAUGAAGUUUGGAUUGGUUAUUCCAAAACCGAUAGAAUAUACCUAUUGGAAGAAAAGGACAACGGUCAACUUUUGAAGAAGGAUCGAUACCGGUUAACAGAGUUUCAACCCAUAAACAUCUCUCUUCUAUCAUCCGGGGAUCUCAUUUUUUCCUGUGCAGGUCAGGGUAUGAUAACAACUAUGAAUAAGUUGUAUGAAGCUUCCAUUUAUAUUGAUACAUAUCACCUUAUUCCGUUGGGUAUCUACGUCAACGAAAAGGACGAAAUUUUUGUGUGUUUACUCAACGAUUACAGCUACCAUCUGAACGAAGCUAGCGUGCGACAAGUUGUCAAGUAUUCUGCAGACAGAGAGAGGGCCAUGGUAAUUGAAAAAGAUACUGAUAAUAAACAGAGGUACUUUACCAUGCCACAGAGCGUGAUAGAAAAUGUUAACAGGGACAUCUGCGUGGUUGACGUCAUUGGUAUGCAUAAAGGCAGGUUGAUUGUCUUCAACAAAAAUGGCGGGAAAAGAUUUGUUUAUAAUGGACAGCAUACAACAGAUUCACCAAAUUGUGAUCUGAGUGCUUUGACACAUGAUAGUAAAGGGAACAUCAUACUGUCGGAUGAAUACUUCAGCAGGAUACACAUAUUGACGAAAGAUGGCGGUUUUCGAGGUUUGCUCGAGAUUGGAAAAGUAAACAAUAUUUUUCGGCCGUUUGGAAUCCAUUGCGAUUCAAAGGAUACGAUAUGGAUUGGGUGCAAAUGUUCUGAGAACGAUGAUGCUUCACAACUUGUACAUCUUAAAUGUCCUCUUCCAGAAUAAAUGUUAAAUAAUAUUCCAGAAGAAAAAUUAAAUUUGGGCAGUUACAUUUUAUCAAACUUAGCAGUUCAUUUUAGUAAAGUUCACUUAUCUUUCAUAUUAAUAUAA
Messenger RNA from Saccostrea cuccullata (small rock oyster), 1730 nucleotides. RefSeq lists its product as uncharacterized. The transcript has a single exon. Gene Ontology annotation, molecular function: zinc ion binding. NCBI's taxonomy places the organism in Eukaryota, Metazoa, Mollusca, Bivalvia, Ostreida, Ostreidae. Bases 90 to 1625 code for a protein of 511 amino acids. The record is from RefSeq and is a predicted model, not a curated record.